Messenger RNA from Portunus trituberculatus (swimming crab), 984 nucleotides. RefSeq names its product arginine/serine-rich protein PNISR-like. The coding region runs from base 1 to 984 and encodes 327 amino acids. The record is from RefSeq and is a predicted model, not a curated record. The transcript has 2 exons. Lineage: Eukaryota; Metazoa; Arthropoda; Malacostraca; Decapoda; Portunidae.
AUGGUAUCUGAAUGUUAUGAGAGCCUAAUUGAAAGACCCAGUGGCAUCAGUGGCUACAGACCUGCAUCCUGGAGACAGAAUAUAGAUGUGGCAAGCAACACAGGACAGCUGCGGGUCAAGGCUGGCAUUAAUGAUCCUGUGUCGCCCUGUGUCACUUUGCCAGCCCAUCCAGCCCAUCCUUCCCCUCCCCCCACGGACUCCACAGAAGAGGAAUCGGAUGACGAUCUGGAUGAUAUACAAAGGGAAGAACUGAAACAACUGGUAAGAAAUCUUCGUCGGGACCUCGCCUCAACAAAAAAACAAUUGAACUACAGGUGUAUUAGGGACUACCUAGUGGACAGACGAAGAAAGCUGGUGGAAGAAUUGAGUACUGUAGACACUCUCCUUGCCACCCUCACCUUUGAAGAAAAACAACAGAGGUCAAUCGCAUGUACCGCCCGCCCUCACAAUAUUGUAGCAGAGAGCGAGACAGCGACUCGUGCGCCUACGCCCAGUGAAGACAGUCACCCUCCUUCUCAGCCAAGCCGCUCUCCUACCCCCACUCGCUCAUCCUCCCCUCCUCCUUCUCGGUCCCCUCCAGCCUCCGCUCAACACACCUUGGUAGAGACGGAAUCUUCACCGCCACUCGUGGACACAUCUGACAGUGCCACCAACGACGAGAGUGGGGCUGAGAGGCAAUACAGCUCUCAUCGCAGCAGCCAGGGAACAAAUGAACAACGCCGACAACCCAGGAAAAAAAGAAGACCGGCAACAAGAGGAACUACGCCUCAGUCAGGGCAGCAGCCACGACAAGAGGCAAUCGGCCCAAGGCUGCAGCAGGCCAGGUGUCCUCACUGCAGGCGUCACGGUCACACUCAGGAGCAGUGCCCGAGGAAGGUGUGUGACUACUGCCAAGGCCGCUCUCACUCCUCCCUCUACUGCAGAGUGAAAAUUGCGGACGAGAGGCAGAAAGAGCUGGUUCAAGCAGUCCGCCAAACUAGCUAG